Molecule: messenger RNA, 1384 nt
Organism: Zalophus californianus (California sea lion)
Lineage: Eukaryota; Metazoa; Chordata; Mammalia; Carnivora; Otariidae
Gene: MED22
Product: mediator complex subunit 22
Exons: 5
Coding region: 226-828 (200 amino acids)
Biological process (GO): regulation of transcription by RNA polymerase II
Cellular component (GO): mediator complex
Molecular function (GO): transcription coregulator activity
Source: RefSeq, a predicted model, not a curated record
UUGCCCGCCUCCGAUCGGGGGCGGUGCCUUAGUGCGGCCGCCGCGGCGAGUCGCGGCGAGCGGCGCGGAGCCAGGACUUCCGGGGAGGGGCGUGCGCUCCUCUGCACCCCUUCCCGCCCCUGUACCCGGCCUGGUCGCCCCGGGUUCUGAGGACCAGGUGGGGGCGUCGGGGCGGGGUCGCCGUCUUUUCUCAGGUGCCGCCUCCGCGCUACCUGAGGCCCCGCCAUGGCCCAGCAGAGAGCCCUGCCGCAGAGCAAGGAGACGCUGCUGCAGUCUUAUAACAAGCGGCUCAAGGACGAUGUCAAGUCCAUCAUGGACAACUUCACCGAGAUCAUCAAGACCGCCAAGAUCGAGGACGAGACGCAAGUGUCAAGGGCCACUCAGGGUGAGCAGGACAACUAUGAGAUGCACGUUCGAGCUGCCAACAUUGUCCGAGCCGGUGAGUCCCUGAUGAAACUGGUGUCUGACCUCAAGCAGUUCCUCAUCCUCAAUGACUUCCCGUCGGUGAAUGAGGCCAUUGACCAGCGCAACCAGCAGCUGCGAGCCCUGCAGGAGGAGUGUGACAGGAAGCUCAUUGCCCUGCGGGACGAGAUCUCCAUCGACCUGUAUGAGCUGGAGGAGGAGUAUUACUCGUCCAGCUCAAGUCUUUGCGAAGCUAAUGACCUGCCUCUGUGCGAAGCGUACUGGAGGCUGGACCUCGACACAGACUCUGCUGAUGGCCUCUCGGCCCCUGUGCUGGCGUCCCCGGAGCCCAGCGCUGGCCCCCUGCAGGCUGCGGCCCCUGCCCACUCCCAUGCCGGCGGCCCUGGCCCCACGGAGCACGCCUGAGCCUCCCAGGGCUCCCCUCCCCACACCCCUAGGUUCUUAGGAAGUCUGGUGUCCCUUCCGGGCUCGCCACAGCUUUGCUCCUUUCAGCCUUGCUUCCCCUUGCGAACUUUAGCCCAGGGACAGCUGCCCCCGUCCCCCCGCCAGGAGUGUUGGGGAAAAGUAGCUCCCCCAACCGUUUCCAAGGUGGCCCAUCUCCCUCUGAGUGGUCACCUCUGUUCACGACCCUCCUGGUCGGCUGGGCAGAAGGUUCCUGGACAGUCCUGUUGAGGGCCCAGUAGCGGGGCAGGAUGUCCUGCUAUUUAAAAGCUGCAGGAUGGUGCUCAGAGUGGACACUGUUAGCCAAGUCCAGACUCCCCCUCUCAGGCCAGGCUCUCUGUGCAGAGCUACACCCCUGCCUUGUCCUAAGGGCCCCUGCACUAGGUGACUGUCCCCGCAGGGCUGUGGCGGGGAGAGAGAUGCUGCCUGCUCUCGCCGAAGCCAGGACGGGGACCUUCCUAAUUCUGCCAUAUAUGUUCUGGUAAUUUUGUAAUAAGACAGCUGAAUAAAAACAGCACUG